Molecule: messenger RNA, 3882 nt
Organism: Pomacea canaliculata
Lineage: Eukaryota; Metazoa; Mollusca; Gastropoda; Architaenioglossa; Ampullariidae
Product: multidrug resistance-associated protein 4-like
Exons: 24
Coding region: 818-3238 (806 amino acids)
Biological process (GO): transmembrane transport
Cellular component (GO): membrane
Molecular function (GO): ATP binding; ABC-type transporter activity; ATP hydrolysis activity
Source: RefSeq, a predicted model, not a curated record
GAGCGCGAGAACGCUGUGGUCGCGGUGAAGUGUCUCGGCCCUUGUAGUGCGCCGCGAGGAUGACGCGCGUCACAGUGUAAGACGUGUGCGGCCGCACUCACAGCAGCAGCAGCAACCGCCGGGCACACGGUAUGUGAAGUACGGAUACCCUCCCUCUCAUCCUCCUCCUCCUCUAAUCUGCAAAACUCUUCAACACCCGUAGAGGAAAGAGGUGCAAAAAUUGAGAUGAUGAUUCAACACCUCUGGUCUAAGAGAAAAGGAAAGUAUACUGGCAUCGAUGCAAGGUACUCCCCCUUGACAAUGACAACAAAGAAGAAGUAGAAAAGGAGGAAAACCCUGUUGUAAGAUUGCUUUCGCAGACGAAGAUAAAGAGAUGGCGUAUGCUUCAGUAAAGAUGGAUUUUGUCAGCUGUGCAGUCGUGUACCAGGUGGGGUAGCAGUUUCGGUUAGGUGUGUUUGUGUUUACACCUUUUACUCUCAAACGUAUGCACACUGUUCCUCCCCAUGUUUCGAGGAGUUUGGCGCUGUACAUGGUCUGUGUUGUGGUUUGUGAUAGUAUACAGAAGUAAGCCAAUGGUCGAGGACAAGGUGAACACACGAUGUAUGGAGGUCGUUUGACUUUGUAUUGAAGCGCAUGACGAUGACGUAAUGGCCUAAGAUAGCCUAGCAGGGAGGCUAGCCAGCUAUUGUGGGAUCUUUACAUGGAUCAGAAGAACAGCCUGGAACUGUGGGAUCUUUACUACGAUUCUGGGAUCUUUACAUGGAUGUGGAAGAGGCUGGCAGUUCAUUUCUCGUGUUGUCGGCGGCAGUAACUUCAAAUGUACAGGUGGACGGGACGCAUUUUCUGGAAGGGGUACCACCACACCCUCGAUGAAGCCGACGUGUACGAUGUUCUACCCCAGGACUCCACGGUUAAGCUCUCUAACAACCUUGGCAGGGAGUGGGAGAAAGAACUGUACUGUUGGAAAACGGGAGGCUAUCCUAGUCUGUUACGAGCUCUAUGGAGGUGUUAUCGCCCGCAAAUUCUUGCCUUCUCAGUCUUGGUGUUCCUGGAAGAGUGUCUCCGGGUGGUGCAGGCUGUCCUGGUGGGCUUCUUUAUUCGCCAGUUCGAGCGCUCUCCUCACGACUCUGACAUCGACAGCUCCCUGCAUCUGUCUGUACCCGAUGUUUAUGUCUACGGGGCGUUCAUCUCCAUCGUCUUCUUGAUUAGCAUCUUCCUUGAUCACAACUUCUUCCACCAUGGGUACAGGAUGCGGGUGGCAGCCACAUCUCUGAUAUACAGAAAGGUUAUGAAGCUGAGCACAGCCAGCUUGUCAGCGAAAGAAAUGGAAGAAAUAAUGAACCUUGUUACAAAAGAAAUGGAUAUUUUUCCAAUGGUUGUGCUUCCGGCAACGUAUAUUGUAAUUGGUCCGCUGCAGCUUAUUGUGGUUUCUUAUCUGCUUUGGGACUGGCUGCAUCUUGGUCCCGUUGCCAUGGCUGGCGUGGCUGUAUUGCUCCUUCUCUUUCCAGUACAAGUGUUCAUGGGAAAACUUUCUCAUGUUCUCAGGUACAAGACGGAGUUUGUAGCCGGCCAGAAAGUGCGGCGAUUACAACUUCUGUUCAGUGGCAUCGAGGAGAUCAAGAUGAUGUGCUGGGAACCCAUCUGCGAAAAAAUUAUCAAAUCUGUACGAGAGCUGGAGCUGAACCAGCUGCACCGUCUCACAAGCCUUCAGAGCUUCAACAGCGCUUUGACUCUCACGGCAGGCAAGGUUGUGGUCUUUGUCACCUUCAUGCUCGCAUUGGCUUCCGGUCACGUGAUCACAGCUCAGCACGUGUUCACCGCCAUGAUGCUCUUCGAGACUCUUCGUGUUAGCUUGUCCAUCCUUCUGCCCUCAGGGUUGUUAUACGCAAAGGACAUGUUUGGCACAAUACGCCGUGUGCAGAGAAUUUUAUUGCUGGACGAGAAGAGCGCCCUCACGUGUCGCCUGGGUUACCAGCAGCUGCAGGAAAACAUCGCCGUGCGUUUCGCCAGCUACUAUGCCAGCAGGGACAAGGGACCAGAAGCUCCAAUGGUUCUAGUCAACAUUGAUUUGGAUAUCGAAAAGAACAAACUUUACGCCAUAGUGGGUCCACCAAGGAGCGGGAAGAGUUGCCUGCUGAUGGCAGUCAUCGGCGAGUUAGAACGACAGAAGGGCCAUCUUUUUCAUCAUGGCCGCCUUGGCUUCGUACCUUCCACGCCCUGGAUGUGCCCAGGGUCCAUCAGGGAUAACAUUAUCUUUGGUGCUGAGUUCUCCAAGAACCGCUACAACCAGGUGUUGUACGCCUGCAGUCUGACCCAGGUGGUGGACGCAUAUCCACAAGGAGAUUUAACAGUCGUCGGGGAAAGAGGGUUAACUCUAGACUCCAGUAUACAAGCAAAAAUUACCCUAGCAAGAGCCGUGUAUCAAAACUUUGAUAUCUACCUCAUUGACGAUAUCUUCAGUGGAAUGGACGCAAAGUCAGCCAUGCAUAUAUUUAAAAGAUGCAUCACGGGAUUACUGAGAUCCAAGACCCGUCUGGUGGUCACGGACAACGCGCACCAUGCCCGCCUGGCUUACGGGGUCGUCCUCAUGUCCCAGUGCCGGGUUCAUCUGUGUGGAACGUACCGAGAGCUGCAGGAGAAUGGACUGGAUGUAACCUCCUUCCUCAACAGCCGGACCUACAAGAACGUUGACAUCAGCCGCUUGCUGGACCUGACGUCCCCCCUUAUCCAGGAUCUGGUAGGAGGAAGCGUUAUGAUGACGGGAACCCCUCCCGCCUCUCCUCUAGGAAUGAAGGACAGUCCCUCCGGCUCCUACGACAUGUUCCACCACGAGGUCAAGGACCCAGCUGAUCGUCUGAUCAGCACCGACAGCGACACCAGCUUCAACAGCACCACCUCCUCGGGCUCCAGUUUCUACGGAACAUACUUCAUCCUGGGCGGUGGAAUCAUUGGCCUCUUCGUUUUCACCUUUCUUUCCAUCCUGCAGCAGGGAGGAUUUGUUCUGUGCGAGUGGUGGCUGGCUCACUGGUCUGAAAAUUAUCAAAACAAGAACCAGUCCACAUUUGUGAACGAUACGAUAUUUGGGUUAGCACGCAUGCGCCUGGAUGAGAGGGUGUACAUAUACCUCGCUCUCGUUGUUGUUGCUGUCCUGCUGGGUUUUCUCCAAGCUGCUUCUUCUUCUACAUCGCGAACCGCGCCAGCGCCAUCCUGCACAACAUCGCCCUCCACGCGCUUCUGAAGACACCGUUGUCGUUCUUUCGCAUCAACAGCCCAGGCGCUGUUCUGAGUCGCUUCGUGCGGGACAUUGGGAUAGUAGAUACACUGCCUCCCAUCUUUCUCGACUGUUUGCAGUCAUUCAGUCUGCUUCUGGCCACGGUCAUCAUCAUCGGGGCUGUCAACUACUGGCUAUUUAUCGUUAUUGUUCCUCUCACCAUCGCUUUUGUCGUCGCUAGGCGUCGGUUCCACGAGUCGACGCAAGAUGUCGAACAUAUUGAAUUGUCGUCGAAGAGCGCGGUGGGCGCUCACGUCCUCAGCAGCCUGGAGGGCGCCACCUCGCUGCGGGCGUUCGGCGUAGAACAAAGGUUCCUGCACGCUUUUGAUGUGCACCAGGACCGCAGCACUGCAGCCUGCUACCUCCACCUGGCGGCCGACCGAUGGUUCGGGAUGCGCGUUGACCUCAUCGGCUUCGUCCUCGUCUUGGCCACGACACUCGGCUCGGCACUUCAUGGUGCACUAUCAGGAUGUGUCGUUACCUGCCAGUGUAGUCGGCCUGUCUCUUUACUACGCCGUCAACCUUUUGAAUAUUCAACAGCCGGCCCUCCGUAAGUCGGCGACAGUUCACUUUAAGAUGAGCUCCGUGGACCACUUGCUUCAGUGCUAUCA